Messenger RNA from Oenanthe melanoleuca, 3655 nucleotides. RefSeq names its product leucine, glutamate and lysine rich 1 (gene LEKR1). The transcript is spliced from 12 exons. Bases 141 to 2084 code for a protein of 647 amino acids. NCBI's taxonomy places the organism in Eukaryota, Metazoa, Chordata, Aves, Passeriformes, Muscicapidae. The record is from RefSeq and is a predicted model, not a curated record.
CGCGGCCACAAAAUGGCGGCGGCCGCCGGGCCCCCCCCGCCCCUCACGGGUCCCCCGUACCGGGACCCCGGCGGGCCCUGAGCCCCGAAGCCCUGAACCCCGGCCGCUCCCGGAGCCCCGAGCCCAGCCUGCCGGAGGCCAUGGAGCGGCGCGGCCCCGUCCACGCGCUGCCCGAGGAGAUCCGCAAGAUGCCCCGGGAGCAGACAGUGUGCAAAUACUGUGGAGUCAGCUACCUGACCCUCCACGAGCUGAAGGUGAUGGAAGACAAAGUGAAAGCAAUGGAGAAGGAGAUGAAAGUUUACAAAGGAUGUCUAGAAAGGGAGCAGAGGCUUCAGGCAGAGCUGCAGGCUCUUCACCACGACCUGGAGCGCUGCAGGGCUGAGAGUGAAUCCAAGACAGAAAGGAUAAAAGCCCUGACAGUGGAACUUAAAACCAAGCAGGAGGAGAUGAAAACUCUGAAAGCUGACUUGCAGUAUUUCCAGGAGGAGAAGGAAGCUGCCUACAAGCAGUCACAGGUGCUCAGAACUACCUUGGAACACCAUUGCUCCACUCUGAACAAGGCUGUCUCAUUGUUUCCUUUCAUUAGAAGUGAAUUGGACAGCAUUAAAGAGGUCAUCUCCUCCAACCUGGAGAACUUUGCUGCCAUGAAGGAAGAAAUUUUUCAGCAAAUAAAAGCUGUGAGCAAAGAAGCUCUGACAGAAAUCCCCAAACUGAACCAAAGAUUGGCAAAAUCCCAGCGGGAGAACGAGUGUCUGCAGGAGAAGAUCAGGCACCUCACUGGGGUGGCUGACACGGUUGAGCUGAAAACUCAGCAGCUCCAAACUUCCCUUCAGCAGGGGAACGAGCUCCAGAAUCGCUGCCGUGAGCUGCAGAAGGAAACUCUGGAUUUAACAAAUCAGGUGGAGACAGCUGGCCUGCAGCUGCAGAAGGUGACAGCAGAGCUGGACCACUACAAGAAGCUGCUGCUGGUGAAGUCAACAGAGCUUGAUGCCUGUCAAAAUGAACUGAAAAAGAUCAAAUAUGAAAAUGGAAUUGCUGAGUCCAGGCUUAUGAAAGAGCUGAAGGAAAAGGAAGAAUCCCUUCUCAUUUGCCAACAAAUCUGCAAACAUUUACAGGAGGAAGUGGCAGAGAAAGAAAGGAAAGAAGAAGAUCUGAAAAGAAGAAGUGGGAGAUCAGAGAGUGAGCUGGAAACCCUGAAAACUCUCCUGAGCCAAACAGAGCAGGAGGUGCUGAUGCUGAAGCAGGAGAGGGAGCUGCUGCUGGUGUCCCAGCAGAGCAGGACGGAGCAGCUGCAGGAGGCGCUCAGGCUGAAGGUUCGGAGCGAGGACUCCUGGAGGGACAAGCUGGAGAUGGACCUGGCCCAAGGGGAGGCUCGGCACAAGGAAGCGAUGCUGAAGGUCAGGGAGGAGGCCAGAGUGGAGCUGGAGCUGGAGAGGCAAAAGCAGCAGGAGCUGCUCAGCAAGUACCAGAGAGAGCAGGAGGAGCUGCAGCAGAAGAUCCCAGGUUUAAUAUCCAGUGCCACCAAGAGUUUGAGGAUGGAGACAGAAAUUCUGGAGAAGAAGCUCCAAGAUGCCCAAAUGAAACUGGCAGAGAAGGAUGGAGACAAGGAAAAAGAAAUCCAGGGCCUUAAAAGGCUCAUCAGUGAACUGGAAUUCCAGCUGACCAUGGAGAAGAGCAACAACGAGUCAUUCCUGGACAAACUGAGGAAAGAAAUGAAGCACAAGUCAGAUGAGCUGGAAAAAUUAACCCAGGAGAAGACACAGCUGAUUCACAGUUUGAGUCAAGUGCAAGAGGAGAAUUCCCUGCUGCAGGACACGGUGCGCCGCGAGUGCGAGGAGCGCUGCGAGCUGACGGCGGCGCUGGGCCGGGCCCGGGAGCAGGUGCUGGAGCUGCGGCGGCUCAGCGCCACGCUGCCCCCGCCCCGCUCGCUGCCCCCCGAGCUGCGGCUGCCCGGGGCGGCCCGGGGCCCGGCCCGGCUCGGCGGCACCGGCAGCUCCUCCCUGGAUUCCAUCCCUGCCAAAGGAAGGGCGGGCUCGCCCCGCAGCCGCCCCGCCGGGCUGAGGCUCCGGCCGAGCCAGCUCUGACGCAUCCAUCCCGAGCUCCAAAGGAACCCCAAAGCAUCCCUGAACGCCGUUUAAACCCAGGUGGAUUCUUAUUUAUUUUUGGUGCGACAACUUUUAUCUGUCCGUUAAUUUAUUCAUGGUGUAAUUCAAUGCUGGGUGUGGUUCAAGAGGAGAAAAGCAAAAAGAGUCUCUCCAAGAGGAGCACAAAGAGCAGCACGUCUUCAAUGAGUGGGAUUGAAAUCAGAGAAUCGCUGGAUCCCAGAAGGUUUGGGUUGGAAGGGACCUUAAAGUCCAUCCUGUUCCAGUGCCCUGGCCCUGGAAUAAUGGCCCAGCAUCACAGGAUCCAGGACGGAUCCAGGAUGGAUCCAGGGUUUGGAGCAGCCUGGGACAGGGAACAUGGAACUGGAUGAGCUCUGAGGUCCUUUCCAACCCACAGCAGUCUGUGAUUCCAUGAUUCCAUCAUUUCAAAUCUGUCUCUUGUCCCCCUGUUUGUGUCCUGGAGCAGCAGCUGGGGUAAAGGGGGAGUGUGGCCAGGGAGGAACAGCAGUAAAAUAACAGGAGUGGCCAGGUCUGGAUCCAAACCAAGCCCAGAACAAAUAUUUCCCUUCUCCCCCUCCCUCCCAGAACCCAGAGCUCCUGCUGCUUAGCAAUAAACAAAAUAUGGAAAUGUCAGGGACCCUUUUUUACUGGCUUUGAAAACAAUUUAGUGAAUGUCACCAUGUCAAGGAAAGUUUACCAAGUGUUUUCCAUGGUGGGAUGAAAGGCAGCAGCACCUCAUUACAGCCCUGGAAUUUUAGGAAGUCAAACUUCCUGCAGGAAGUUCUUGCAGGAGUGGUGGCACUUGCACUCCAGGACUUGUGGCACGAGGCAGAGCCAGACAAAGCUCCAGGCCUGGAACAAACCUGUCCCUGUGGCUCCUGCCCUGCUGGCUGUGGGCACAUUCCAGCCCUUCCCUGGAGAAAACCUCCUGUGGCACUGGAAAGGUUCCAGUUUGCCCCUGGCUCUGGAGGGAGCUCCCACAGCCCUGAACCUUCCCAGGAAGGACCAAUGCCCUGACCAGGCAGGAAAUGGGGAUGGUGGGAUGGCUGUGAUGCUCUGUGUGAGCCCCAGCCACCAUCACCCCCUCCUGAGUGACCCUGCCAGCCCCAGGGACCCAUCCCUGCUCCCAGGUGACAAGGGACAAGAGGAAGCCACAUAAUCUCAGUCAGUGCCUCAGUGUGGCUCAUCCUUUUCCCACCUGAAGUUGCCCAAAAUGUUCUCCACAGACAGGAUGGAGAGUCCAGCCCCAGUCUGGUCCUGCUGCUCCUUCAGCAGGAGGUGGGAGCAGCACUGGCCAUGCUCAGCUUGCCAUGGAUGUCACCUCAUUCCCACUGGGACAUCUCAAACCAAAGCUGGGAUGAUCACUAGACCUUGCUCUGAGGUGUGUGUAGGAUCUGGGAUCCCGACUGUGCCUUGCAGAUGGAGUUUUUUUACAAAAGAAGAAAUUGGACUGCAGGAAAAAGCAUCUUAAUUUCUAAGCAGUGUUCAAAGUGCAUGGAAAUAGAAACUGAUGCCACAGAUCAUUCAAAUGUAUUAAUCAGAAUAAAAUCCUG